Diaporthe amygdali is the source of this 1665-nucleotide messenger RNA. RefSeq lists its product as uncharacterized. NCBI's taxonomy places the organism in Eukaryota, Fungi, Ascomycota, Sordariomycetes, Diaporthales, Diaporthaceae. Bases 1 to 1665 code for a protein of 554 amino acids. The transcript has a single exon. The record is from RefSeq and is a predicted model, not a curated record.
AUGGGGAACAGUGUUUCAAUUUGCUUCGGUGCCAAGUUGCGCCGCGUCCUCAAAAGACAAAGCAUUAAACCAGCCGCUGAUGUCUCUGAUGCCAUGGCCGACUUUAUGCCAGACAGCAGGCAGACACCACCAUAUUUCUGGGGCGAGGAGUGGAAUCAAGAUCGAAGAUUCAAGCAGCAUGUGAAACACAGUGGGUAUGAAGAAGCACGCAUACUCAUCGAUCGCGGUUCUCAAAGGGAUAUCGAACGGAAUAUUAGGAAAGGCCUAAAGGCGGUCACUGUGACAUUUGCCCUAUUGGAAGCCGGCCAUUUUGAGGCAGAGUCCAAAUCAAAUUGGUCCGAAUCCGACGAUUCCAAACACCAGCACCUCGAGAGUCUCAACAUCGUUGACGUGUGCCUUUCUGAUGAUCUUCUCGCUUGGACAAGGGAACACCAUGGCCUAGGACGAAUAACCUCAGCUAAUCGUCGCGGGCUGCGUCGCGCUUCAGACGAGGUCAUCCAGCUUCUUGGUGCGGAGGACUGGCCUGCACCUCUUCUGACCACGGAUGUGCUGUUCGGCACAGGCCUCAUGAAUAUGCUCAUGGGCGCCUACGAUGCCCGUGUUCUAUAUAGCAAUUACUGCGUUGACACAGAUUCCUUCUACGAGCCUAGCUCCGAGAGAUCAUCCUCUGUGCUUGACAGACCAAGUUCAAUAUUCGCCGCGUACCCCAGGUCUCGAAAGGUGCCCCUCGGUGCCGAGCGUCGCAAAGCUGUCGAGUCGGGACUUUCAUACAUCCACGGCAAGGCGGAAUUGGAGGCUCGAUAUGCUUCACGGUUGGGAGACAAAACGGCAAAGAUGAACCGUGAAGUAGCUCAUACGAUCUACUUCUGUGAGGCUAACAGAGCAGGGAUGGCGAGCGAGGCCAUGGGGAGAUGCUUCGAUGCAGCUGCGAUAUACGACGACAUGGUGUUCAGUAGUGCGGCGACUGACAUCAUAAGCAUUCGGUCGGACAUGGGCAGCAAUGAAAUUAUCAAUUCGUGUCUGAACUCAGCUGACAUUACAAAUGCUGGGGUCGUAACCGAAGACGCCUUACACAAAGUGUAUGAUGCCUUCGCCGCUAUUGGCGCGCGGUGUUUGACCGAGCGGUGGGCUGAGCCGGGCGGUGGAAUGAAUGGUAUGAUAUAUGUGUGGUGUAUCUUGAAUGACCGGAGUUGUUUCCUGCGAAAGGCGGUCUUAGGCUGGAGCAAAAUCCGCAGGGGCGAUAUCAAACGCGAACAGUGGGAGACAGACUUCGAUGAGGCAUUCGAUGUGGACUAUCAUACAACAGGAUAUAGCCGGCGUUUGAAAUUUGCUUGUAAUGGCGCUGAUGUGUGUGAUGGUGUUGAGAAACUGCUGGAAACAGCGGGAACAAGAAACAGGGAACUACUUCGCAAGCUGUGGAUGUGCCUUGCUGGUUGGCCCUUGAGCUACGCAAAAGGCGGUGUCGUGGAUGCGACUCGAGAGGAGGCCAUUAUACAGUCCCUGGCAACAACAUUAGCUCAGGUAUACCAUGAUGGCCUGGUCCUCGAGGAGCAGUGGUUAGUUGCACAUGCACAUCAUCACGCAUGGCAAGUCAACUAUUUGAUGGAGGCAGCUAUGUUUGGGGGCUUAGUGGAUGACGAUUCUCUGAUGGGAAAGAUUGAGUAG